Messenger RNA from Numida meleagris (helmeted guineafowl), 5526 nucleotides. It is a transcript of the gene TFPI, whose product is annotated as tissue factor pathway inhibitor. The transcript has 8 exons. Gene Ontology annotation, molecular function: serine-type endopeptidase inhibitor activity. The record is from RefSeq and is a predicted model, not a curated record. Gene Ontology annotation, biological process: negative regulation of peptidase activity. Lineage: Eukaryota; Metazoa; Chordata; Aves; Galliformes; Numididae. Gene Ontology annotation, cellular component: extracellular region. Bases 217 to 1053 code for a protein of 278 amino acids.
AGUAAACCUCUGUGCUCUACAAAAGCAGUGACGACUAGCUGAUGAAUCAACAGGCAGGGGCUGCUCUAAGAAGAUCAGGUUGCAGUUUUGCCCUUGCAGUUUUACACCACGCCCCCACGUAUUAUCUUAAAUGUGAAUUAGUAGGGGAGGAUCACAUUCAGCAUUGAUUCAGGAAUUCUUUCUGAGUUCAAGAACUGUUUCUAGGAGUUUGGAAGGAUGAAAGGAAGAAAGAGGGGAUGUUUCUUUCCUUUAACCUUUAUCCUGCUGUUUGGCUGUAUCACUGGGCAUGCAGCUGAUGACUCUGAUGAUGGGAAAGAAGAGGACAUUCUGGGUAUUCCUUUACCACCACUGAAACUGGGGCAUUCAGUCUGUGCCCUGAAAGCAGAUGAAGGUCCAUGCAAAGCAAUCCACAUGCGUUUUUACUUCAACAUUCAAAGCCGUGAGUGUGAAAUAUUUGAAUAUGGUGGAUGCCACGGCAAUGCAAACAACUUUCUAACGCUGGAAGAAUGUCAGAACAAAUGUGUGAUAACAGAAUUGCCUCUGGAGGUGAUGCUAGCAAAAAUUAAGGAAGAAAAGCCCAACUUCUGUUAUCAUGAGAAAGACCCUGGAAUCUGCCGAGGCUAUUUUUCCAGGUAUUUCUAUAACAAAGAGACAAAAAUAUGUGAAAUAUUCAAGUAUGGUGGGUGCCUAGGAAACCAGAACAACUUUAAGAGUUUGGAAGAAUGCCAGACUACCUGCCAAGGCAACUCAAACUUACUGUCAAUUGUUCCAGAUGAAGAACAUCCUAACCAUAUGAACAGUAGCUCCCCAGAGGAAGAACACAAUCAGUUUCCUGGAAUUUUUGUAAAUUUGUUGCCAACUGCUCCAAAUGAGGAGAAGCCCUAUAGUGUGAACAGUAGUUACCCAGAGGAAGAGCGCAAGCAGUUUCCCAGUUCUUUUGUUAUGCAAGAGGAAACAAGAAACACUUGGGAAAAGACUGAACAUUCUUACCAAGUAUUCCUGUUCGUUCUUUUUUUGCAUUUACUCUUACCUGUACUUUUGGGUAUUGAAUGAUGGUUUACAGAUUGAUCAAUGCUUUUGUGUAUUAUAAAUUCUCUAAGAUAACAGGCAUGUCGGAUAACAUGCCUGUGCUCUUUGAUAGAAUCAUGUCUAAUAAAGUUUAAAUGUAUGUUAUAUUCUAUUUUUUUUUGCUUUUACUAUGAUACAUGUAUGGUUGGUUUGAGGUAAGUUUCUGAGAUAGCUGGAUUUUUUACCGCACACAAAACAUUGAUGCACUCUGUUAUUAAAAUGGCUGAAUAUAAACCAAUAACCCUCUUGGCAGCUUAUUUUACUGAAAAAUAUUUGCAUAUUUUAAGGCCUGGUAAUAAAUCUACUGAUAUAGGAGUGUACCUGCUCUCAGAAGAUUUUUACUCAUAAUAUGAACCCCCAGAUCCACAAAGCAAUUAACCUGUAAAAGCAAAGAGGCAUUAUUCACUGUAUUUUCUCCAAGAAAACUGGGGAAAAAAAAUAAAAGAAAAAGAAAAGGUUCUUGGUUAUGUUAGCAGUGGUGAUUUUUGAGGUAGAGCAGAUUUGGGGAGGGUAAGAGACUGGGAGGUUAGAGGAAGAAAGGCUGGAGUAACAAGGGUAGGUGGAGUCAGUGCUGCUGGGUGGAUCAGGUGAGAAAUGUGAAAUUGGAAGGACGGAUGAAUUUCAAUGGAAAGUCUGAAGACCUCACUUUCUUCUCUACUACAUAACCUUUGUCUGUCUUGCACUAGGCUGCAACUGAAGUUGUAAAGUAGAGCUGUCUCACAAAUAUGCACUGUGACUUUCCAUAGCCCUCCAUGCAGGAAGAGAGUGUAGUUGUACACACAUGAGGUCAGAAUGGACUGCUUAGGAUGGAGUGGCUGAUUCCUGUCUUUUCAAGCACAGAUGAAGUAGUUGAUCUGCUACCAUAACAUUUUGUGUUUUUAUAGGUGUGGAUAUGUAUCUUCUUUUUUUAAAAUACACAACUACCAUUAAAAAAAAAUUCCAAGGACUUGUCCCUUUUUGAACACCUUACCGUACAACUGAAAUGCUUUUUCUGUUGAUUUCAAAAAACAUAACCAAAAAAGCAUAUUAUUGAUGGUAUGUAUAACUAUCACAAUAUCAAAUUAAUAGAUUUCCAGCAAAAAUCUUCGUCUUCAGAAGAUUAGGUUCUUCCAAGGCCAAGAGAAACUAACAUUUUGGCAUGUAAACAUAAGACUAGUGCUCUCUCUCAGCAAUUAACUUUCUUGCAGAGAGUCAAUGUAUUUCUGAUGCAAUCUAAAACAAAUUCUAGGGAAGUGAAAGAGAAGGCAAGAAUCAAGACUCUUAUUCUAGAUUAAGUGAAGUGAUCUGUGGUGUGAAAUUGAGUGCUAUACACUACAUUCAGCUUGUGAAAUAAGUGGGAUGUAAGAUCAAAUGUCAGCUUUCCACUCAGUAAGUAUGAAAUGGCAGACAGAAGCAGCUCCUGCUAUUAUUUCUUAAAGUCAGGGCCAUAUCUUUUGCUAAUAUAAAUUGACACAGCUCUAUUUGUUUUAAUGGUUCUGCACCAAUUUAUGCCUAUAGAGUACUGUCAAGUGGAGAUGACUCAUUAUUGUUUGUAACAAUUUGUGUACUUGAAGAGACCUUUAUUAUCCCUCUACUGUAACUGGAAUGAGAAACUGAAGUCUGAAUAUUUAAAAAAUCUGUCAGUAAGUCUGAAGUUUCAUGUAUGCCAUAGUCCCGUGUUUAGAAAAAGAGCAUAGAGUAAGUCCUAUUUUCAUCUAGCUCAUGAAGAUCAUUUCAAACUUCUUUCAUAUUAUAAUUAAUUAACAGUUCCUUGUCACACAUUUCAACGCCAGCUAAGCAUGAGAAAAAAAUGCUUUUUGUUGCAAAGUAAGUUUGAGAUUAUUUUGUAUAAAUAUGAGUCCAUAUCUAUAUGAAAAUGUUCCAUAAAUUCCCAAGUGUGACCAUGUCACUUGUUUACAUCAGAGGUAGGCUGUCUGGGAUUCAAGGAAAAGCUUUAUUUUAAGAAUUGUAUUUUAAACCAUGAACUUGAAAAGAUUUCUAAGUAGCAACUUCUAGGAAGCUAUUGCAUGUCAUUUUCCUAUAUGAAUUCUAAGUUCUUUUUUGCCAUGCCCAUUCAUGACCUGACUUUUAUCACAUAUUUUUGGCAAAUAAUAUGCAUAGCAGUUCCAAGGUUAUGAGCUUGGUAUUGGGUAUUUAAAACCCGUUUAAAUGAGAUAUUUUGGAUAAACAGAAUAGCAUGAGCACAAGCAUGAAGCCAAUCUUAAGACCUUGUAGAUGUUAAUGCAAAUAUUGGUUUGAUUUUGUAUAAAAUGAAUCAAAUGCCAUGGGAUCAGCCAUGUGGUUUCAUGUGUAAUGAAGUUAGAAUGCAUUUCAUGACAUUUGUUAAUUUGUGGGUUCAUAUGAUCCAAAAGAUGCUGACAUGUGUUGAUGUAUGAAAUCUAAUGAAUAAUACUAAAUGUACUGUAAAGAUGGUAUUGGUAAAGUGCAAUCUAAAUUGAGAGCAACGUAAACUUAAAAAACAUUUAUAUCUGAACUAAUCUCUCAGUGAAGUUGGCAUCUGUAAUUAAUUCAUAGAAAUUUAAUAAUUACAUUAGGGGAAAAUAAUUCUGGUAACAGGAUAUGUGUUGGCAUUGUUUGUUUGUUUUUACUGUUUUUAAUGUAUACCCCUUAGUCUCUUUGCAGCUUUGUAGUUUGUGGGAUUUGCUUCUUUCUUUCCCUCAUAGAAAAGCUAGGAGAUAAAAAUCAUUUCAGCCCUUCUCAGGAUUUUUCUAUAUGGCAAAACUGAGAGGUUUUCUUCAUGAUUAGGUUGCUCCUGUCAGUGUGAAGAAUAUGCAGAUAUUUUCAAUAAUGUUUUAGCAUCUUGGGCAUUUUUCUAGUGAUCUAGAAGAUGAUAUCAUUUUUAGGAACAGUACAAAUUUAGAAACAGAAAAAAAACCAAACCCAUAAUCUUUAGAAACAGGGAUUCUGAAAAGCAUUUGGAUGUCACUCUGCCAGUUGUUUUAUGCAUUCUGUAAAUAGUCCUUAUUUAUCAGUUACUAAAGUCCCAAAAUCUUAUAAUUGUUGAGAACACCUGCAUGAGAGGACUUGGGAAUCUCUCUAGACAAGGAUUUUAUAUUACAAGUAUAUAUUUAAAUUCUAUUUUAAUUAACAAAACUAUUUAAUUUACUCCAUCACUGGCAAGUGUUUUCAUUCCUAUAAAAUAUGUAAGCAUGUUUUGUUGUGUUUUUUUUUUUUUUUUAACGUUGCUAAACAUUUGUUUUGAAUGUUAGUUUCCCUUCCAGCUACAGUGACAUUACUUCUAGGCACAGGAGUUCCCAGAGAGCCAGUACCAAAACCAGCAAUAGUCAAUAUAUCUACCAUCAUCAUUAUAAAUAGGACAGUAGAUUUAAUAUCCAUUGUGGACAAUUAUUCUAGAUCAAAAAUGAACUUCACAUACUCUUACAAUAAUGUCACAGGUAUUACAGGGAAAUUAAUUAGUGCUUAUUUCAUAACUUGAAACUAGUUUUAUCUGUCUUGAAAUACCAUUUCAUGACUCAGUUUUUGCAUUUGCAACGUUUUUCUUUAAUAGUACACUAUUGCUAAUAUGGCUUCAAAUAUAUUAAUAGUCUAAUUUGCCUGCCUUCCAUAAAUUACCAUCUUAUUUCUUUUUUUUUUUUUACAAUUUUUCAUGGUUUUUUUUUACCAUGCCAGUUCAACUAUUAUACUUAGCACACAAGCCUUUUUCAUCAGAUAAAUAUAAAGACAAAUAUAAACUGUAGCAUGUUCUUUUUUGUUUUUUUCUUUUCAGCCUCCUGAAUUGCUCAAGUUAAUUCAUAACUUCUUGCUUUCAGUAACUCACCUGCUUCCCACUUUUCUGAAAAACAAGUUGCCUUCAGCUCUGCUGUAACCCAAGUUAUUCCCUAAAAUUUUAACUUGGUCUCCUCUGAAGAACUUUGGCUGGCUACAUGGCUUUCUAACUUUAAUAAAGUGAUCUUACUAACUUCACUUGUCCAUUUAUGCAGUCAGAUCUCAUUUAUCUCAACUCUGCUACUACUUUAAGGAAAACGACACUCCUUUGGGUUCCUCGUAACUCAUGAUACAACAGCUCCCAUUCACCUUUUUGUUUUCUGUACGGCAACCAUAUGUCAGUUGUGCUUUUGCUUAUGAGUCACUCCAGGCUGAUAGAUAUCAAUUUCUCCAGGUUUGGGAAUUCUGGCAUAGGUGAGUUGCUUGAAUUUGUCCCAGUGCCCAGGUACUUCAGAUAACUCAGGUUCAUCUUCUGGUGUUUCAGUUCUCACACUCUCACUUGCAGCAGCACUGAAGAAACAAAACGUCAGCCUUCCGUGAAUGGUAAAAACCUAACAGCAACACUAAAAUCACCAGCACUGCAGUUGUUUUGAGCACUUAAAUCUUUACCAUCAAUCCUUUGUUUUUCUGCAACUUAUAAGCUUUUUCUUGAUAAUUGCUUAGUGUUCUCCAGUAGACCACGUUUUAUUACUUAGGUCAAGCUUUCUAUAUUCAUACAAAAAAAAAAAAAAA